Messenger RNA from Larimichthys crocea (large yellow croaker), 2686 nucleotides. It is a transcript of the gene lrmda, whose product is annotated as leucine rich melanocyte differentiation associated. The transcript has 7 exons. Gene Ontology annotation, biological process: melanocyte differentiation. Gene Ontology annotation, molecular function: protein binding. Bases 230 to 931 code for a protein of 233 amino acids. Lineage: Eukaryota; Metazoa; Chordata; Actinopteri; Sciaenidae. The record is from RefSeq and is a predicted model, not a curated record.
UGUGCCCACGUGCUUCCGCACAACAGCAGGUCAGCUGAUUGGAGCGGCACGCGGAAACUGUAAAGUCAAUUGAAAAGCGGCAGUAAGAUCUGCAAAGUGACCGGGCUUCAUCCACACUAACAUUUCAUGUGGACUUUUCUUCCGUGAGCACAACUUUGGGAUAUCAACUCAGAGAGCUUAUCUAAAAAGACAGAGUCAGUGUGACUGUCAGUCUCAGGGAGAGAAAGUUAUGGCACAUCACGAGUCGUUGGUUGCUUUGAAUGGGACUCAGAUUUCCUACAUCGGACAUGACUGCAAGGAGAUUCCGGACAUCCUUGGAGACACUUAUGGCCAUUUUGCAAGAAGGCUGGAUCUGAGCUUCAAUCAGCUCAGGUCACUGGCAGGCCUCAAAAUGUUCACUGAGCUGGAAGAGCUGGUCGCUGACAACAAUCUGCUUGGAAAUGACCUCCGGUUACCCAGGUUACCCAACCUCCACACCCUAACACUCAAUAAGAACCAACUGACUGAUAUCGAGGCCCUGCUGGAACACUUGGCUGACGUGACCCCGUCACUGGAGUACCUAAGCCUGCUGGGAAACGAGGCCUGCCCCAACCAGCUGGUUAGCCCGGAUAAGGAUGAGGAUGACUACCAGAGAUACAGGUACUUUGUUCUGCACAUGCUGCCCCAGCUGAAGUUCCUGGACACGAGAAAAGUCACCAGAAAAGAAGUGAUGGAGGCACAGGCAAGAGGAGCAUUCAUGAAAGUGGUUAAACCCAAGUCGGAAGCUCCACCUAAUGAGGCUGGAUCUGUGAGUCAGCCACUAUCCUACACUCCUCUACCCCGAGGAUCAAGAGAUGCCAGGAACCACAAAGGGGUCUUCGCCAAGUGUCGCUAUGUCUACUAUGGCAAGCACUCAGAAGGCAACAGAUUCAUCCGGAAUGAUCAACUCUGAUGGACAGCUGGUCAGGUGUAAAGAGGGACAUGUAUGACAAUGGGUGUUAAGGAACAGAGGAUCAAAUUAAUCUCUUAUUUAUUAAGAACCACUGCUGAUAUGUGAUCAAAAGAUGUUGUUAUGGUUAUGUAAGGGGGAUGGGGGUUUUUUUGUGUGUGUGUUUGUUUUUCUUUUUCUUUUUUAAAGUUUAUAUUCCAGCCCCAUAGUUACGGCCUCCACUGCUGAGCUGGGUCUGCCUCUGCCUCCCUGCUUCCAGCUUAGAGUCAGAGAUGACACUCCCACUGACAUGAUUGCCUGUAAGCAUCAGCAACCACACAACUCCAGACACACACACACACACACACACACACACAGACGCACACACAGACGCACACACAGACGCACACACAAGGACAGUCUUUUCUCUCUUACACACAGUCAGUGACAAACAGACCUAGCCAAUUGCAUCCUUUUCUUUGACAGCCAUGAUGGAUCACCCAUCCACUACCGUCACUAAUCAAGGGUGAAAGGGGUGACGGUCACACACCUGGGGCCUGACAUGAACUCAUCUCUCUCAUUCUCUUUCUCUCUUAUACUCGCACACACACACACACACUCCCACACACCUAACUGCUGUUUAAAACAUUAAUACAUUGCAAAGAGUUUGACAGGUAAAGGUUUACCUGGUUAAACAUACCUAAGAUUUACAGUCAAAACUUGAGGCAUUAUCAGUCUGCCUUGUUUAGUUUAAAGAAGAAUGCUUCUUGUGUCUUUUCUUUGAAUGUUUUUAUUGAUUGAAUUUUAUCUUUGUGUUUCUUUGUCUGUUAUGAGUAAUGAUUUGGUCAGUUUAUUUUGCUAGUGUGUAUAUGUUAGCAUGUGUAAUUUGAAAAAAAAAAAAGCUGAUGUAUCACGGAUUUAAGGUCAAAACCUUCCCAAUAUCAGCUUGAGAAAAACAAGUUGGGACCAAAUAUGCAUAUACACUUUCCAGGUAUAAUCAUGUAUUAUUAUGGUGUUAUUAUCUCAUGCCUUUCUCAUUGCAUGUCUCCAACUUUCACCUUCAUACUGAAACAGUUACUUUAUUAUUUGCAUUGCAUUGUGAUGCAAGUCAUACUGGUGUAUUCCAGGUUUGCAAGUUGUGUAAAUGUAUAAAUGUAUGACAAAUCAUUGUUAUUUCACCAUUUCCAGAUUGAAAAAAUCCAGUAAAAAAACAAAACAAUGGAUAGUGAAAAUACAGAGGCCAUAUUUCAAGGUAAAACAACAUAUUUGAUAACCUAUUAGUUAUCAUCUGACAGCAGCAAACAUUUGCCUUCAAUUACUUCAAUAAUAUUACUAUUUGAUAAUGUUACAUGAUUUAAUAGAAAAGUGGUUAAUAAAUUCUGAAAUAUGAAUGCAUGUCUUGGACACAAUUAUUUAAGCCUGGAAGUAAAACACACUGGAUGUAAUCAAACUUGUGGAAGCUAAUGGGUUAUCAUUAAAUGUUGUUUUAACUUGAAAAUUGCUGCCGUGUGAAUGUGGUGAAAUCUUGCUCCAAAUGUGUUCAAAUGUAUUGUUUCUUUGAAUGUUUACAUUGUAUAACACACUUUUAUAAUCUUCAUAGUUUUAAAGUGUUCACACCAACCUACGGUGAAGUGCUGCCAUAUUUUAACGUCUUAUCUAAAGCUCUCCAAGCAACCUUCCAAUGUGAGACUUGGACAUGAAUGAAUGAUGUGAUAUAGCUGAUCUGAUGUAAAAUUGCAUUAGCUGGAUGUCUCCAAGUGAUUAAAAGGGUUUAACUAA